This is a messenger RNA of Xyrauchen texanus (razorback sucker), 819 nucleotides long. Its product is annotated as tumor necrosis factor receptor superfamily member 1A-like. The record is from RefSeq and is a predicted model, not a curated record. Gene Ontology annotation, cellular component: mitochondrion; signaling receptor complex; membrane raft. Gene Ontology annotation, biological process: inflammatory response. NCBI's taxonomy places the organism in Eukaryota, Metazoa, Chordata, Actinopteri, Cypriniformes, Catostomidae. Bases 235 to 657 code for a protein of 140 amino acids. The transcript is spliced from 5 exons. Gene Ontology annotation, molecular function: tumor necrosis factor binding; tumor necrosis factor receptor activity.
CUCCCUAGUGAUGACUAAUCUGACCAGACCUGUUUGAUCAUUGUGAAAUUUGUUCUAGCGCUCUGUGGGCAAACACACAUAAUGACAAUGAUGACAAAUGCCAUCAGUGAUAUAAGACCUCCUGUAAGCACUUCAAUAAUCUCACUCCUUGUUUGGAAACUACCACAGGAGCUUCAAGGUUGACAUUAGAUCCUUGUGGAUUGAGAAGGAAUAAUUGCAUACCAUAUAACGUCCAUGGCAGAUAAGCAAGGACAACGUUUGAGAGAACUUCCUCUUUGCAUUUUGAUACUAUUGGUGAUCGUUGGCAUUACAGUGGGUGCAAGCAACAAAGAGGAUUGCUCAAAAACUCAAUACAGGCAUGAUGGAGUCUGCUGUGAUAAAUGUGCUCUAGGACAUAAGUUGAUAAAGAAAUGCUCCAGUGGCAUGAAAACUACAUGUGAGAAAUGUACAAAUGGGACCUACCAAGACAACAUGAAUUAUUUCCCAAACUGCUUCAGAUGCAUGAAAUGUAGCAAGCGAAAGCAUGCAGUGGUGAUUUCUCCGUGUACAUACCAAAAUAACACUGUUUGUGGAUGUCAGCCUGGAUACCGCAUGAGGGUCUAUGGUAGAUUUUCUUGGGAUUGUGUCCCCCAUAAAAACGCUUAUGUAAUCUUAUAAGAUAUUCUGAAGGUAUUAUGAUCCGCUUAUGUACUGUAUAUGUAUUGUGUUCUAUUUACAAAUAUUUAUUUUUCAGAUUAGUAGCUAGAGUUUACUAUUUUUGUACAAGAAAAUGUAUCCAGAAACGUUUUCAUCUGAUAAUUUAAUAAAAACAGAAUAAAA